AUGGUUGGCGCAAACAAGAGGAAGUCAAAACACGAGUUCGUCGAGGAGUUUGCCUGGAUGGGGUUUCCGAUGAAAGCAUGGCUGAUUAAUCAAUCCAUCCGAGAUGAUCGGCAGGAACAGCGGCGGGGAGCAGCUCCGCUCUCCCAUCUUUUGCGCUCAGUUCAGAUAUCUCCGUCACUGAAGAACCUCUGCAUCAUGAGCAAUUCCGAUAUCAAUAUCCUGCAACUGCCGAACCCCGCGCAUAUCCAAGCGGACUCGAUGCUGGCCCGACGCUUCGGCAAGGAGACUGUAAACUACUUUGGAGGCUCUCCAUUGAACCGCCUCUCCUUCCUCCGAACGGACCAUGCAUUUCUCAGUGCUGCCGUGAAGCAUCCGUCCACCCGCUUCGUUCUCCUCAAAGACCUGUCGCCCCUGAUCAAGGGUCCCAACUCCUUAUACCAUGCGGAAUACAAGGAUGUGCAGAAGCUUGUGCCCCCAACAAUUUUCGAUAAAUCCGAGGAGGAGAUGAUGAAGGAAUAUGACUCGCGCAUUACCAAGCCAGACUUGGUGUUUUUGGGCGUUGACGAAAGUGCCGCGGAUAAUGUGCACACUGAUGAGGAGCUGUUGCAAUGGAAGAUUUAUAAAGGGCGACCUUACUUUGCGCUAGAUGUUAGCGAGAAAGGCACUGACGAGCAGAAAGCUGAGGCCAAGGCUGUUGUAGAGGAGCUUGCGGCUAGAGGGAUUACACCAUUUACUACACGCCAACAUUUGCUGCAGCCGCCAAACGACGGUGCCAUUUAUGCCCAAGCGCGUGCUUACAUGGACUGGAAUAAUCGGAACAAGUUCUGCGGAACAUGCGGUCAUCCUACUCUUUCCGUCAACGCCGGCACAAAACGCGCAUGCCCACCCACUGAUAAGGCACUAGCUGCAGAGGGGAAGAACCUAGAGAAGCAAGCCUGUUCCACUCGCACAACCAUCUCCAAUCUUUCAUUCCCUCGAACCGACCCUACUAUCAUCGUCGCUACUCUCUCUGCUGACGGCAAGCGACUCCUACUCGGCCGCUCUAAACGUUUCCCACCAAACUGGUACUCGACUCUGGCCGGUUUUAUUGAGCCCGGUGAGUCUGUUGAGGACGCUGUGCGCCGUGAGGUCUGGGAAGAGGCAGGUGUGAGACUGUCGCGAGUCGUUAUUCACUCCACACAGCCAUGGCCAUAUCCUGCCAAUCUCAUGAUUGGAGCUAUUGCGCAAGUCAGUGACCCAGCGCAUGAAACCAUUAACUUGGAACAUGACCCUGAACUCGAAGAUGCGAAAUGGUUCUCUAUUGCUGAGGUCGAAGAAGCAUUGAAGAAUGGUGCUAGUAUGAUUGGCGAGCCGCCCAGCAAGGAUUACGUCGAGGGCAAUUUGAGACUGCCCCCGGUCACUGCUAUAGCGAACCAGUUGAUACAAGCGGCUAUCAACCAGGAAUAUGUCGGCGACAAGCUUGCCAGGAUAUAG
This is a messenger RNA of Talaromyces marneffei, 1473 nucleotides long. RefSeq lists its product as uncharacterized. Gene Ontology annotation, cellular component: cytosol. Gene Ontology annotation, biological process: NAD+ catabolic process; NADP+ catabolic process. Gene Ontology annotation, molecular function: NADH pyrophosphatase activity; metal ion binding. The record is from RefSeq and is a predicted model, not a curated record. Lineage: Eukaryota; Fungi; Ascomycota; Eurotiomycetes; Eurotiales; Trichocomaceae. Bases 1 to 1473 code for a protein of 490 amino acids. The transcript is spliced from 4 exons.